Saimiri boliviensis boliviensis (Bolivian squirrel monkey) is the source of this 2427-nucleotide messenger RNA. The record is from RefSeq and is a predicted model, not a curated record. NCBI's taxonomy places the organism in Eukaryota, Metazoa, Chordata, Mammalia, Primates, Cebidae.
GCGCGGCCAGUCGGGACAGCAAGUGGGGGAACCCUCUCGUUCCUCGCUCGCCCGCAGGCUGGCCCCUCCUGCCCAGUUCUCUCCUGGCGCCUCGACUGGGUGCGCAGUGCGGAGCCGCGACUUCAGGGGCAGCCACAGGAUUGGAUUGCUCAGGGGUUGUGCUGAGGCCCAGCAAGCCUAGAGGCUAGUCUCGAAGUCUCCAGGGAUCAGAGCGAUAGCUCAGGCUGAGUCUCAAGGCAGACGGCGACUGGACUGCCAGACUGAAGAUGACUCAAGACCGGCCUCUGCUUGCCGUGCAGGAGGCCCUGAAGAAGUGCUUCCCCGUGGUGGAAGAGCAGCAGGGCCUGUGGCAGAGCGCCCUGCUAGACUGCCAGCCCCUCCUGGUCUCCCUCAGCAACCUGGCGGAGCAGCUGCAGGCCGCACGGAACCUGAGGUUUGAGGAUGUGCCGGCGCUUCGGGCCUUCCCAGACUUAAAAGAGCGACUGAAGCGCAAGCAGCUGGCGGCUGGUGACAUCAUCCUGGACAAACUAGGGGAAAGGCUAGCCAUCCUCCUCAAGGUGCGAGACACAGUCAGCAGCCAUGUGGAGCGAGUGUUUCAGAUCUAUGAACAACACGCAGACACAGCUGGCAUUGAUGCUGUCCUGCAGUCUUCAGCGGUGAGCCCCUCUGUGGCUGACAUGUUGGAAUGGUUGCGAGAUAUUGAGAGGCAUUAUCGAAAUUCGAAGGUACCUGAAGAGAAAGUAUCUUCUUUCUUCUAUCCAGUGGGGAGACUUGGCAAACAUCCAAGCUUUGCCCAAGGCCUGGGACCGAAUUUCAAAAGAUGAACACCAAGAUCUUGUACAAGAUAUCCUAUUGAAUGUUUCCUUCUUCCUGGAAGAGUAAGGAAGCUGUGUUUUUCUGGAGACCACAGUUGAAGACUGACAUUGCUGCACCCUGCUAUUUCUAAAGAAACAUCAGUAUUUCAGUCUGACAUAUUUGAAAUAUCAGUGCCUUGAACCUGAAGACUGGGUGGGUCCUGUGGGGGAAUUAGUGCUUAGAUGUCUGAAGGAGCUGCUGCAUGCCAGGCCGUGACUGAGAGUAUAUGAGCCCUGCGCCUUGCCCUUUUCUGAGGCUCAGGGAAGUGGAUGGAGUUAGAGAGAAAGCAGGAAGGGCAUUGCUGAAGAACAUAGUGCCUUGCAUCCCUUGUAGACUUGAGGUAAGGAAGGCUAGGACAGGAGGCAAAGAGCCACACUGCCCUUGGUAUCAUCCACAGCAUCGUCUGGUUGACAGCAGGUCCUGCCUUUGUGCCUUUUGUCAAUACUUGAAUUCUUGACAAAAGGAAAACUGGUUUUGAUGAUUUAAAGAAAUAAGUAUGAUUUUGACAGAGUAUAUUUUAAAAAUUUUGACUAAUUGCAGUAAUUAACCAUGCGGCAUCCAUGCUGAGCCGACUGGAAGAUUUUUUAAGCCAAUUUCCAGCACCUGCCACCAGGGGGAGGUGGUGCAACAUGAAUCCCUCGGAAUGCUUUGUCUUUCAAGGGUUCCCGGUUACUGUUAGACUCUCAGAGGAAGUCACUGCGCAUGGUGAGACUCCUAAAAUGACAGGGUUUUUUUUUUUUUUUUUGGCCAAAGCUGGCAUCUGGCUUGCCACAUUCGUCUGAGUCUGGAGUAGUUGCAGGGUGGGACAAUGUCAGGCCAGAGUCACUCCUUUGGGGUCACAUUUCCAAGGCCCGCUACUGUCAUUCAUGUAAUGGUGGUUAUUACUUUCAGACCUUUCAGCUUCCCAGAGCACUGUAGAAAUGUUGGUCAUUGAAUGUAAAGUGGCUUAGUAAAGGGUAUAGAUAUUUUUCCAAAAUGAAAAUAACUUUUUUCUUAUAAGUGAUAUGCUUUUAUAAAGAUCAUAGGAAAAUUAGAAAACAUUUAAGUAGAAAAUUGUAAAACAAACUUUAUUAGAGAUAUUUUGAUGUGUAUCUUUUCAGUGUCUAUUCAUAAAUUUUAUUUUUUAAUAGAGAUGGGGUCUCACUAUAUUCCCCAGCUCAAACUCCUGAGCUCAAGGGAUCCUCCCACCUCAGCCUCCCAAAGUGUUGGGAAUACAGGCAUGAGCCACUGUGCUGGGCCAAUUCACGAAUUUUUCAAAGAACAAACAUGGUAUCAUUGAUACAUACUGUUAGAUUGUCUUUUUUUAAAACCUAAUGUAAUUUGUUCAUCUUUUUAUAUCUGUAAAUGUAGCUCCACACAAUUAUAUACCUUUUCUGAAUGUAUUAUAUCUUACAAUUUACAUUUUAUCUUACAUUUUACAUGUAUUUUCCCAAAUCUUCAUGUUUCUCUAUCUGUAAAGAUAAUCCAUGCUGAUUAUGCAUCAUUAUCUACCUAUAACUAUUAUUAAUAAUGUGUGUUUAUUUUUCCAGAAAUUAAAAUCUAUCAUAUACAUAUUAUAAAUAAAACUUUAAA